ACACACAGUCGUCAAAAUGAGCGCCCGCCGAGGACUUCGCACCCGCGUGUACGACGCCAACAUGAGCAUGGUGGAGAACAACUACCGUGCGGCCCUGGAGCGCCUGGAGAAGAGCCGUCGUGCCCCGUCCCUCGACCGGGAGGUGGUCAAGUCGCGCCCGUCACCCUUCGUCAGCCGGUACGACUUCAACGGCGCCGAGGUGGACGAGGAGCUGCAGGCCGCCCGCAGCCGCGCCUCCAAGGUGAUCCACGAGAAGUCGGUCAUCGACCAGCGCGCCGAGCAGUUCCGCAGCUCCAGCCUGGCGCCGGCCCCGGUCUCCUCCGCCCUGCUCGAGAGCGAGUUCGACGAUCAGGUCCAGGCGACGCUCGAGCGUAUCCGGGCCAGCAAGGGUCUGCUCAGCCAGCUGCAAUCGGACGAUGCCCUCGAGUCGUACCGCAGCGAGACCCGCUCGAAGCUGAGCGAACAGUCGGCCCGCAAGCUGGCGGAGAAGCUUUCCGACACGAGCUACGACGAGGAUGAGUUCGCGUCCAGCGGCAUGUCCACGCGCAAGGCGCUCAAGAUGCGGGCCAGCACCGAAUCUUCCUCGCUGUCCAAGAGCUCGCAGGCGCUGAAGUGGAAGGACGAGACGGCCGAGUCGUUCGCGAGCAAGCGGGCCAGCGCCACGCGGGCACGCCUGCAGGACAUCGACCAGGAGAUCGAGGACUUCGAGCUGAAGCAGGCGGCCCGGGCCCGGCGCAGCGCCCAGCUGAAGCAGCUGCUGGCGGAAACGUCCGCCCAGGAGCUGGUUCCGGCCGGCUUCAGCCAGCACACCGACGGCACCAAGAUCAGCACCGGGGUGGUCAAGAUCAAGACGACGCAGAAAAAGAUGGUCAGCUUUUAAGGAAAAGACAGGAGGGGGAAUAAGCGGGAAACGAGGGAGGGUCUCUCCACGAAAAGCACGCGUGUGGUUUGUUUUUCCUUUCUUUUGUUGUGUAAUAAUUUUGUGUAACUCUCGUACAAGUGUAGGCAUUAGCGGAUAAGUUUCUUAGAAUCUACUCACAACGAUGAAUGUCUGUAGUGUAAAAAGAAGUGUUAGUUAGGGGAUUUCGUCCGCCAGCCGGCCGCGGUGGGGUGGGGGAAAGGAUACAGACAGCGUAAGAAAAAUAAAAGAAGCAAUCAGAACGCACAACAGAACGAGGUUUCUUGCAUUCAUCGACCAAAAUAAAAGAAGCAACGUAAUCGAUCACUCGUAAAGACAAAAAUAGAAGACAGGAAGCGGUGGUCGGCCUCAUCAUCAGUUGUGACCAAAAUUAUCCUCUCGUGACUUCGUUCGGGGGAGUUUUAGUAGAGCUUAGGAUACGCAGCGGGCUUGCGGAGCCGCAUUGCCGAAAAUCUCCCUCGUCGUAUCUGUUGCAUGAGCGGAUGAGGUGAACGUUAACCGAUGUGAAAACAUGAUGAAUAAUAAAUGAUGUUUAUUUACUUGUGG
Molecule: messenger RNA, 1465 nt
Organism: Anopheles coustani
Lineage: Eukaryota; Metazoa; Arthropoda; Insecta; Diptera; Culicidae
Exons: 4
Coding region: 17-880 (287 amino acids)
Source: RefSeq, a predicted model, not a curated record